AUGUCCCACGGCUGGACGGCCAGCUUCUCGGGCCUGCUUGUGCUGUUCACCAUAGUUACAAGCGUCCUGGCUCAGGACCUCGGCAUUAAGCUCGACAAAAGCGCCUAUGAGAACGCCCAGCGCGUUAUCUACUCGUCUAAACUCACGUUCACAGCAGACACUGCUACGCUCUUCACAGACGACCAACUCUAUGGGCUUGCCAGUCUGGCCCACACGCAAAUGCAGUCCAAGUUCCGGGCCGACGGUAUCGAUCAAAACCUUCAGCCCAGCAUGAUGGCCGCUAUGGCUCUCGGGAAGGACAUCUACCUAUCCUCCAGUUUAAAGGGUGGCUGGUUCGUGUAUAACAAGUUCGCCGAUUCGCGUUCCAAGCCGGAGGUCCGACUUGCUCUUGAGCAAUGCCAGGCACAGCUACAAGCUUCUAAGAAAGUCCCCGUCAAUAAAGAGCACCAGACCCGAGCGAGCUGUGCGGAAGUCUUCACAGUUCACCAGUAUAACUUGGAUGAUGAGGUGUCGCAGGAGGCGCGGAGACGGCCCCCAGCCACGCGCAUUGUGGCCUUUGGAAAAGCAGGCAUAAGUGGCUCCCUAGGACCACAAAAUGCCUGCGGUGGUGGUGAAUCUGUCAAUGAUAAGGGUUUGCUCACUUGGGGAUGCAAGCAGUUCAUGGCGAACGAAGGCAUUACCGUGGCGCGGAAGCCGGCGAGAAAUGCUAACUUGGGCCUUCCGAGGCCAUUCCCCACAUUCACGAAGAAGCAGAUCAGCAUAAUCCCCGCUACCCGUCCGCGCCCUGCCCAAGGCAGCCGGCCAACUAGAGUGGGGCAGCCAUCCCGGCCGACACGAGCUAGACAACCACCUACUCGGCCACACUAG
Messenger RNA from Colletotrichum aenigma, 867 nucleotides. RefSeq lists its product as uncharacterized. The record is from RefSeq and is a predicted model, not a curated record. Bases 1 to 867 code for a protein of 288 amino acids. The transcript has 3 exons. Lineage: Eukaryota; Fungi; Ascomycota; Sordariomycetes; Glomerellales; Glomerellaceae.